Molecule: messenger RNA, 549 nt
Organism: Morchella importuna
Lineage: Eukaryota; Fungi; Ascomycota; Pezizomycetes; Pezizales; Morchellaceae
Exons: 4
Coding region: 1-549 (182 amino acids)
Source: RefSeq, a predicted model, not a curated record
AUGUGGAAUGAUAUAUCAAACGAUCUCGGGGUGAACCCCAACAGCGCUCGCGAAAUAUGUGAAGAAGCGAAGAGAUGCGCAAGUGACCCUACAAGCUUUGAUUCAGUGUUGCGCUGUGUGGGAAAAUUAGACACUCUGCCGAAUGGCCGGUACUCCAUCGCAAAUACCGAGCACUUUAAUCAUCGGCUCAGCUCUUAUGGACAAGACGUAUUCGCCACUGAAGAGAUGAUGACAUAUUGGGAUGUCCGGUUCAACCCUGCGGAGAAGAACUACACCAUAAUCCACGUCAAUUCGAAGCUCGUCUUGGAUUUGGAGGGUUCUGGCAAUAGACCCGGCACAAAUGUCAUCGUCUAUCCGAAUCACAACACUGGAAACCAAAGAUGGAAAUUGAAGAGAUUGCCAUCAGGUAAUUACUAUGUCAAGAAUGUGUCAAGCCCUAAGCUCAUGCUCGCUCUUACCUCCUCACAACCGGAGUACAUGAUGCGUGUCACUGGCGAAGAAAAGGACCCCAAUAACCUAUUGAGACAAUGGACAUUUAUUCCACGAUGA